This is a messenger RNA of Soboliphyme baturini, 307 nucleotides long. The record is from the annotation of a GenBank genome assembly. NCBI's taxonomy places the organism in Eukaryota, Metazoa, Nematoda, Enoplea, Dioctophymatida, Soboliphymatidae.
GUCAUUUGAGUGAAGGAUAUGGCCAACUGAUUGAACGCUACUGUUCUUUAUUGGAUAUGAAGCUGGAAUUUCAUCGUCGGAAUCCAAACAUACCGGGUAAUCUGCAGCUUAGCACUGAAGAGUUUGAGCGAAUUGGACAAGCAGACCCUAACGACUGGUUUCAGUUGUCCGUUGAAAUGCUUGAUUACAUGGACGAAAUUCUGAAAGUUUUUGCUGCUGGUAAGCGUAAGAUUUUCCAAAAUAUGCUUGUCAUGCUAUUUGAUAUAACUGCAGAAUGUAACUCAUAUUUUACAAGAAGUUUCUAGCG